GUCUGAAGCAUCACGCUUGGUUGAGGGGGCGUUGCUGCCUGAAGAUCAGGUGGUGCGUCUGCUGUCAGUUCGCCUGGGAGGUAUAGUGUAUGUGUGCGGGGAAUAAUUUAAACAUUUAUUCCUGACUGAGGCACUCGGGUUUCUGUUUCGCCGAUCCCAGGACUUCAGCAACACAGGGAGAGGAACGCAAGGAGACAAAAAACAUGCCCAAGGAGAAGAAAUCCACAGAUGCUUUCGAUGAUGGCAUUGUACUGCUGAAGGAUAUAUCUGUAUGGAGGGAGGAUGCAAAAAAGAUAUACCUGAAAGAAAAACUCGAAGAUAAAGACCAGGAUGAACAUCCUCCAUUAAAGGAAAGAACCGGUGAAGAAGGUGAAGAGGCGCCAGUCCUAAAAACUCACAAGCUGAACGAGAAUGUUUCACUGUACCGAGGUGAUAUUACAAAGCUCAAAAUUGACGCAGUUGUGAAUGCAGCGAACAAAAGUCUACUUGGAGGAGGUGGAGUCGAUGGCUGCAUCCACAGAGCCGCGGGGCCGAAGUUGUUGCUGGCGUGUCGCCAACUAAAUGGGUGUAACACUGGAGAUGCCAAGAUUACACCAGGCUACGACCUUCCCGCAAAAUACGUCAUCCACACCGUGGGACCGAUAGCAAGAGGGAGCUGUGAUGAGCGGCUUAAACGGCAGCUGAGAAACUGCUAUGAGGCUUCCCUAAAACUGUUUGAGGCUCAAGGGCUGAAAUCUAUCGCAUUUCCUUGUAUAUCCACUGGCAUCUAUGGCUUCCCUCAAGAUGAUGCAGCUGAGAUCGCGGUGUCGACUGUGAAAGAAUGGCUCGCUGAUAAACAAGCUUUGGUUGAUCGGGUUAUCUUCUGUGUUUUCUUGGAAAGUGACCAUAAGAUCUACAAGGAGAAGAUGCUUCACCAUUUUCCAAUAGAUGAAGAAGAUAUGCAUGAAAACUCCCCCUCGUCAAAGAAGUAUAGAAGUAACGAAUUGUUGGAGAAGAGUGAUGAUAAGAUUGAAGUCUCCUCAGAAGAAGGCCCUGAAGGUCAAGCAGAAAGCUCACCGAUAAAGAAAGAAGAUGAAAAAAGUGCUGAUUCACCUUCAUUGCCCCUCGGAAGCCAAGAUGAUGACUCUAAACCGAGUGACGUGUACAUGGAUAGCCAAAUCGAAGAUAAACAUGAAGAUAGUGAAAUGCCGAACCAACUUUGUAGCCAAACAGAAGGAAUGGAAACAGGCUCCUCGCAAGAUCAGUCAGAGGGUACGCAGAAAAUGAGCGACAAUGAAGAAAAUUCUCCGACACAAGGGGAAGAUAAGGAGAGUAAUGAACACAUACCCUAUAUUGAUGAAUUUGAAGACGAGAGUGGACAAUGAAGACACGACUUGACAGAUAACAAGACCGGUCGUUGUCAGUGAAAACAGAAUGUCACUCUUUUAGACCUCCAGAAAGUGGAUGGUACAAUUUUGCGCUUGAGUUUUGAUCGCCACCUUGUUCAGUUUUGUGUGUCCAAAUUCUGGGUUGUAUUACGUUUUGUAAUUGUAAUUUUUGAGGGAAAUACUUUGGCCUAAUAUUGUGCUUCUAAAUGAUACUUUUACUGCCUGCACCUGGUGUUCGAUUGAUCAGUAGAAAUUGGAUCCGAUAUCAUAUCAGCUUCACAACAGAAGAAUGCCUAACUGUGUUCAUCCCCAUUAAUGCCAGGUAUGUCACACUCCUGAUCCCGGAGUAAAUUUCUACUUAAACCUUGAGCGUGAAGCUGCCGUAAGAAUACAAUACUGAUAGAUCUUGGCCCCAUUCAGUCAGUCUUACCUGUCCUAUUGCUGUUCAGAUGUCUACACAAGGUCAAUGGCCAGUUGCUUCUUUUUUGGGAGAUGGUGCAUGAAUUAAAAAGUUGUUUCACUUCCUUUCUUUUUCCUCGCCUGGCAAUCCUUUGAUACCGCAGUAAAAUUAGUCCCUAGUGUAAAGAUGAAGCAAGAAUGAAAAUUGAGUUGUGGGAUUGGACAGUGAGGUUAAAGGGGGCUCGUCAAAUCUGAGAGGAACACAGAAUUGGCAAAUAAAGGACAUACCAGUUGAUGGGAUAGAUGCUAAGUCUGAUCUCUUUCUGUUUCACUUCUCUUUUAGCAAUCCUUUAGCUUUUUGUUCCUUGUUAACUCCCUCCUGGCACUGAAAUUGACAGGGUUUGUUGGCUUUGACACCUCCUCAUAUGCUGAUGUCAAUCUCUCUCUAUUUUGUAUUUUUCUUUUUUUCUUAAUAUCUUUACAAUACAUGGGCAUCUCUGUUGUGGCCAGCAUUGAAUCGAAUUGCCUUCCUAAACCUCUCUGCCCCUCAUCUCCACUCUUUUGAGGCCCUGUUGAAGCCUGCUACUUUGAUCAGUUAUGCCUCCUUAGGUUUCAGAAAUUGAGUGAUUGCUGUUCCUGUGAAACGCCUUGGGAUGUUUUACUGCUUUGUAAGGUUAAAGUCAUCAUUGUCCCAGAGGACCAACAGGGCUAUUCUCCUAGUUCACCAUACUGUCCUGAUAAUUCCAUUGGAGAUAGGGCAGUGUUCUCUCCACAUUAUCACCAACAGCUUUGCUUCAGAUGCACUGCACUGAGAAAGUAAACCUGCUCCCAAAAUACUUCCAAGAUUUUCUUUUCCUUGAAGUAGCUUUUGCUUUCUCAGAACCCAGAGAGUUUGAACUGCAAAGUCAAAAGUGGUGAUGGUUGUGAGAGAGAUGAAUUCCAUUUGCUAAAAGAGAAUCUGAAAUCCCAAUCAUGGCUACUCAUCGUUCUGAUUAAUUGAUCAUAAAUUUUUGGUUGACUUCACAAAUCACAGUGCAACUAAGACCAUGGCUCUCUGUUUGCUAACAGUGAUUGGCUUGCAAUUGAGAAGUUGUUUGCAAGUCCUUAACGCAUAUCUGAAAACUCCAAAGCUGCAGGAUAAUGUUUAUGAUAAGCUUGAAAUAAUUCAAUAUUUAUUCAGAGCCAUUCCCUGCUAUCAACUGGGAACUCAUGCUUAAGUGACUAAGAUAUUGACCAGUAGCUGUAGGGAGUCAGAUUUCCUUUACCAAGGCCCUCACUGUCAUAUAUCAGUGUUCAUUUGACAGGAUGAGUGUUAGUUAAUAUUCCACCCAGCCUUCUCUCACUCACUGUCAAUACGGAGUUGCUCAUUCAGGCUGGAGAGGUGAAAUAUGGAUCCAUGAAUUUCUCUUGUCCCUCCCAUUAUGGUCUCCAAGGAGAGAACUUUAAUCUUCUUCUGCAGCUGUCACUUUGACAUAUUCUAGUAUCUCUCACGUUAGAGGUCUGAAACAUUACACAAAAAAAUCUGCUACCCUAACCCCCAACAUUUUGCAUAUUGGUCCUACAGAAUUGCACUUCAAAAAGACCCUUGAGAUUUCACAUUUGAAAGACAUACAUGUCGUUGUUCUUGGCCCAUAUUUAUUUACUUAAAAACACUGUACCACUCAUAUGCAGGAGAUUGUUAUUUAGUGAUAUCAGUAAGUGAAGCAAGUAAUUACUAGAAUCAACUUUAUUUCCUGUUGGAAUAGAUCGAUAGUAAAGUUUUGUGAUGUACAGUACAUUAUCAUAUUACCUCCCUGGAAAAUUACAGCUGACAUAAUGGAGGCUAUCAAAAUGAAUGAAACUCAAUAGAGUUAAAGUGUAACAGUGAUCGUUCUCAGUAUGAAGCCCUGACGCAGCAAAGCUCAGCUUCAAAUAACUGUCAUUAAAUCAGAAAAAUGGUAUGCUUGCUGUACAGGUAGAGGCCAUCCUGCCCAUCAACUCCAUGCUAGCUCUCUGCAAGGACAACUCGCUCAUCACACUCUUCCUUCCUUUCCCUGGAACUCUGCAAACGCUCCAUCUCCUGGCAGCUGCUCAGCACCCUUUUGAAAGUCACCUUCCCGGGCACUGCGUGUGGAAUUCCGCUGGAAGCUGGAGCACUUGGCUCCCUGCUCCAAGAUGGUGUUCCCCAGAUAGUAGCAGAUGCUCACUGGCCUGGACCUCCCAGGAGCCAUGGUUCUGAAUUUGCUGUUACCGAAAAGAGAAGGACAAGGUAAUUUCUAAACAACGAAUGAACAUGGUCCAUCUACAGUCUAACACGUACCAUCCUGGGGAUCAUACAAUACAAAAUAGUUGAGAUGUUGACAGUGACCUAUCUCUGUCAAUGAGUCUACAACCGACUCAGACGUGAGGUGAGGACCCCACUCCACUCCUACCAAGUGUUGGAGACCACUGGGACUCAUAGACCCAGAAUCACGUUACUCUCAACCUUGCUUCACUCACCAUGCCUUAAAUUUUUGGAUCCCAACGUGUUCUUUUCUGAAGAAGUCCACCACAUUUGCAUCCAAAUACCUUGAUACUCACGGUUUCUAUUACCUCUCAUGGGAACCCGUUCUGUAUAUUGAUCACUGACCUACUGAGAGAUUGCAUUGUACAUGAAUAUGUGAAUAUACCAUCCAAUGAUGUUGACCCCUAACCCUUAGGCUGUAUACUUGUCUUCUCUUGUUCCAGACAGAGUGUAAGUAGCUCUCUAGCCUUCAAAUGCUAAAAACAGCAGUCAUAUCACCAAAGCAUAAUGGGCUGAAUGGCCUCCUUCCAUGAUGUUUACUUCCAUAUUAUCUCUUAGUUGUUCUCUUGCUCACUAUCAACAUGUACAAAUGAGAAUAAGCUCCUGAUCAGGUCCCCCGUUCUGCACCAGCCUUUCAUCCAGCAGCUGUACCUGUAUUCCAAGUGGUCAUCUCAGAAACACUCAGUUUUAAAACUGAAUUUCAACACUUUUUAGAAAUAAAAUAUCUUUAUCGGCAGUUCGUUUAUUUUAUUUUCUCAAAUUGACUUGGGCAUUUCUUUUAAAAUAGGAAGAGGUCCACCCAAUUGGCAAGGAGAUCAUUGAGGGAAUUAAGUACAGCUUGUUGUAUAGUGGUUAGUUCCUCUGUAGUAAUUGGCACCUCACUUGUUAUAGGACAGGCUAAUCUUGGCAGCUAUUGUUGGGCUCUUUAGAAGAGGUGGUCCUCUUGCAUUUAACUUUUUCUCAAGGAUACGCUCUCUGGGAGAAGGUUCAGAGACUCGCAGGAUGAUGGAGUGCACAGGGAGGCCACUCAGCCCCUUGUGUCCUGUGCCAGCUCCCUAUUAAAGCUAACUCUCUGAACAGGCUGUAACCCUCGACUCAGAUUGACAGUCACAUUUGGCAGAAUUCAACCCUGUUGUCUCUGAGAUUGGCAUUUCAUGGCGACGAGCACUGGGGUGAGAGGGAUGGUCGAAGUCACAGGAAGGGGAGCUUGAGGUUUGUCUUGACUUCAUGUUGGCAAUGUAAAAAGGAUAUUAACAGACGAGCAGCCCACUUGACAUCCCGCCUGACAAGUGUAAAAUAAUACCAAAAGGGCUAUCAGACAUGCUGCACCAUCACUGAAAGUCUAUCCCAUUCUAACGUCAUGUGAUCUGAUAUGAAACCCUGAUCCAAAUCUACUGUUCAAACCUCCAAAUUUGUCCAAUUUAAACCAAAAAUGUUCCAAGCACACACUGUGCCAGUUUUAUGAAUUCUGUAAAGCUGCCUCCUGCAGUGCAUGCUUGCUUUGCUUUAGACUAUGUUUAGAUAGAUGUUUUACUUUCCACAGACUUUUCAGGAGUCGAGUUUUUGUUUCCUUGGAUGCUUUAAGAUUUGCCUUACCUCAUGGUACGUAAUAGUAACUGGCAGUUGUUUCUCGUAAACUUGAGGCAAGUGGAUCAAAUUAGAAACUAUCUUCCUGAUCCGAAUGCCUUGUUUUCAGCCUGUUAAAUAACCAGCGUUUCACCUUCGAAACAACAAGGAUUUUUCCUCUUCAUCUCUCUCUGUGCCAUGAACUUGGGAUGUUGCCAAAACAAAAAUACCUUCACAGUUUGUCUGUUUAAUAAAAUGAACAGUAAUAGCA
This is a messenger RNA of Stegostoma tigrinum, 5866 nucleotides long. RefSeq names its product ADP-ribose glycohydrolase MACROD1-like. Gene Ontology annotation, biological process: DNA damage response; purine nucleoside metabolic process; peptidyl-glutamate ADP-deribosylation. The record is from RefSeq and is a predicted model, not a curated record. The coding region runs from base 204 to 1364 and encodes 386 amino acids. The transcript is spliced from 17 exons. Gene Ontology annotation, molecular function: ADP-ribosylglutamate-[protein] hydrolase activity. NCBI's taxonomy places the organism in Eukaryota, Metazoa, Chordata, Chondrichthyes, Orectolobiformes, Stegostomatidae. Gene Ontology annotation, cellular component: nucleoplasm.